Messenger RNA from Magallana angulata, 833 nucleotides. Its product is annotated as glycine, glutamate and proline-rich protein-like. Bases 40 to 675 code for a protein of 211 amino acids. Gene Ontology annotation, molecular function: lysozyme activity. The record is from RefSeq and is a predicted model, not a curated record. The transcript is spliced from 7 exons. NCBI's taxonomy places the organism in Eukaryota, Metazoa, Mollusca, Bivalvia, Ostreida, Ostreidae. Gene Ontology annotation, biological process: peptidoglycan catabolic process.
UUCAUUGCGAUAAAGGACUGGUCAACACUUCAGCUCUGCAUGAAAAUGGUGACGUGGUUGUGUGUUUUCACGAUUAUCACGAUUAUAUCGUUAACAGAGGGAUAUAAUUAUUCCUGUUUUGGAGAUUUUACCCUAUUACAUCCGACUGGAAAAUCCAAUGGAGGGGUUCAAUCAUCACAACUUGAUGUUUCAAAAACGUACAAUUUGGCUCACUCUUACAAGGCCUGUUUUGAGCAAAUUGGACAGUUUACUUGCAUUCAUCCAGCCAUCAUUGCCGCAGUUGCAAGCCGAGAAACAAAUGUUGGUGCUGACAUUACUGUUUCACGUGGUUGGAAUGCUGGCCAUUUUGAGUACGGAAUGCUGCCAUGCGAUACUCGUUCAUGCCUGGUAUGCCAUAAAAACGUAGGCUUGACAUGCACAUCUUACCCUUGGAAUACCUGUGACCAUGCUCUUAUGAUGGCCCAAUAUGUUUUACUGCCCUUUGUUAAAAGCAUCCAGACGAAGUUUCCGUCUUGGUUGUCAGAGCAACACAUUCAAGGCGGUUUAGCGGCAUACAACGCUGGUAUUGACCACGUGGACUCUUGGAGCAAUGUCGACCAGCAUACGACCCAUCACGAUUACAGCAAUGACGUCAUAGCUCGUGCACAAUAUCUCGUCAGUCACUACAGUUGGUGACAUUUGUAUCGUAUGCACUCCACAUUAAAAAACACUGAUAUUUUUUAAAGAAAAACUAUGCUUAGUUAUUCAAAGCAUUUAUUCAACGAAAAAAGAUGUCACAAUUAGGUUUUAAUUAAAACAAACUGCAAAUUACAAAGACUGACUUAUUUUACUUU